This is a messenger RNA of Arabidopsis thaliana (thale cress), 2002 nucleotides long. RefSeq names its product essential meiotic endonuclease 1A (gene EME1A). The record is from RefSeq and is marked reviewed. The transcript is spliced from 11 exons. Gene Ontology annotation, molecular function: DNA binding; endonuclease activity. The coding region runs from base 107 to 1447 and encodes 446 amino acids. Gene Ontology annotation, biological process: DNA recombination; DNA repair. Lineage: Eukaryota; Viridiplantae; Streptophyta; Magnoliopsida; Brassicales; Brassicaceae. Gene Ontology annotation, cellular component: nucleus; Holliday junction resolvase complex.
GCCAAACACUCUGAAACUCUGACGAAUCGUUUAUCACUGAUUUCUCUAUCGAUAGUCCCGCCUUCAUUGCCAAAUUUAAACUCGAAAUCUCUCUCUCACUCACUCAAUGAGCGAUUUCAUUUUGAUCUCCGACGGCGAGGAUGAAGCUACUCCACCACCGUCGAAGAGGGCUCGAAAGAAUCGUACACCCACGGAUUUGAACUUGGAUACCGAACCAUCACUGCAGAAGCAACCGCCAGGAUCUGCUUCUACUCCGUUUUUCCUCGACGAGACACCUCUCUCUGACGAUGUCACUGUCCUAAAGUCUUCCUUUGGUUCCGGAACCGGAGCUUCUUCAGGCCGCGAGAACAAUUUUUUCGGUAAACGAGUUAUAUCUCUUGAAUCGGAUUCUGAAGACAGUCCUGGACCUGAGAGUUCAAAAAAGUAUGAACCUGUUUAUACUGAUUCUUGGAAGAAACCUUGUAGAUUGGAAUUUGGAUCCAGUGAUGCUAAUUCUGAUGAUGAUCCUAGUUGGAUGCGGAGAGCUAGUUUUCAAUCUUCGCUGUCUAAAGAUGCUAUUGAGGUAGAUUCUGACCAUGAGAAAGAAGAUACAGGCGUUGAGAAGAUGGGUCGAAAAAAGCAGACCAUAACUUCUAAAAGUACAUCUCUUUCUGCUGAUUCAUUGCCUAAAAAGAAGAUGUCAAAAGAUGAAAAAACCCGCGCGGCAGAGGAAAAGAAGUUACAAAAAGAACAAGAAAAAUUACAGAAAGCUGCCUCGAAAGCAGAAGAUGCUGAGCAUAAAAAGUUGGAGAGGGAAAAGCAGAAAUGGGCAAAGGAAAAGGAUAAAGCACUUAAAUGUAUUGUUGCCUGGAUUGACAAUAAAGUGCUUGAAGGAUCUUUUGGAGGACUUCUCAUUUCGGGAUUGAAAGAGAAAUGUAUUACAUACCAUGUCACCACUAAUCCGAUUCAGAGAUCCAUUGUGUGGACAAUGACACUUCCAGAAGAUAUUGCUCAGUCAUUGCCUCUAGGGUCCAAGAUUCCAUAUGUUUUACUCUUGUAUGAGGCUGAAGACUUUUGUAAUCUUGUUGCUAAGAAAGAACUUCUAGAAAACGUCUACAGAGUUCGUGACGAAUACCCAUCUUAUACAAUGUGCUACCUCACCAAUAAGUUACUGUCCUACGUAAACAAAAAGGAAAGGGUUGAGUACAAGGACCCUGUAAAUGGCUGUGGUUGGAGAAAGCCUCCUAUUGAUGAGGCAAUUGCGAAGUUAUCAACUCACUAUAUUGGAGUACAUUCCCGGCAUUGUGUAGACGAGGCUGAGGUGGCUGACCAUGUUGUUCGGUUAACAAGUAGUCUGGCCCAUUGCCAAGUCAGGAAGAAGUUAACUCGGUUAUCAGUAUACGCUGAUGGUACAUUAAUGUCCAAGAAUGCAGCUGAUAAGCACUUGAUUAGAGAGAGCAUAUGGUAGAGUAAUCUAAACCCAGUUUCAAUAAUCUUUUUAGAAAUCACCUUCUUUGUUUAAUAUGCAUUGGAUCGAUAGGUUGAAAGUGUUGGUAGCAAUACCAAAGGUACAGCCAAGAUACGCUAUAGCAGUGUCAAAGAAAUACCCAUCCUUGAAGUCACUUCUUAAGGUUUAUAUGGAUCCUAACAUAUCGGUUCAUGAGAAGGAGUUUCUACUGAAAGACUUGAAAGUGGAAAAUUUAGUAGGAAGAGACACAAGUGUAGGUGAGGCCUGUUCGAAGCGGAUAUACAGAGUGCUUAUGUCUUUAGAUGGAACCAUUAAGACUGAUGACGUCGAAAAUGGUGCUGCUUCCUUCACACUUCCUCCAUCUGACUUAAUUUAGAACUAGAGAGAACAUCAAAUAGGUUCUUAACUUUCUAUGUCAAACAAAACAGAAGAAUGAUUGUGUCUGAGAUUUUUUUUUGUAUAUGCAUGCAAAGUUCAUUAUGUUGUUUGAAGUCUUUAAUGUGUGUAGUCCUGACUCGUUUUCUAAAGAGUAAAGAUAAUGAUAUAUUUUCUGGC